CAGCAGAAGCAGAAGCAGAAAGAAGUUGGUGAAAACUGCGCCUAGUCGAGACGUGGCGUGGUAGGGGAAGUAAGUCCACGCCAAGAAAACGUUGAGAGUCUUCCAUAACUCUUUGUUGCGCGCCCGCGCGUGUUAGUGUGAGUGAGGCAGGUGUGGCGCUUCUUGCCUGGCCCCACCUGAGGUUGCGUGACGUCAAGGGCGUGCGGCUCUUCCGGGUGGGAAUUGUGGACCGCAGCCAUGCCGGACGUGCUGAGCGUCACCGAGUUCAUCGGUGAAUGUAACGACGACUACAAGGCGCCCACCACGUCCAGCUUCUCCACGCGCAUGACGGACUGCAGGAACAGCGUCAACGCCCUAGAAGAGGUUCUGGAUGUGGAGCGCUCGGUUCUUUCCAAGCUGAAGAAGGCAGUGAAGUCCGUAUACACAUCGGGACUUGUCCACGUGGAGCACGAGGACCAGUAUGUAUCGGCCAUGGAGAAGCUGGGCGACAACUGCAUGAGCGGCGAGGACACCGCCGUGGGCGCCGCUUUCCUCAAGUUUGCCGUUUUCAGCAAAGAGCUGACGGCGCUCUUCAAGAACCUGGUCCAGAACAUGAACAACAUCAUCUCCUUCCCGCUGGACAGUCUGCUCAAGGGCGACCUGCGCGGCAUUAAGGGGGACCUGAAGAAGCCGUUCGACAAGGCUUGGAAGGAGUACGAGAGCAAACUCUCCAAGCUUGAGAAGGAGAAGCGCGAGCACGCCAAGCAGCACGGGAUGAUUCGCACCGAGUUCAGCGGCGGCGAGAUUGCCGAGGAGAUGGAGAAGGAACGCCGCGUCUUCCAGUUGAACAUGUGCGAGUACCUUCUCAAGGUCAAUGACAUCAAGGUCAAGAAGGGCGUCGACCUCCUGCAGAACCUCAUCAAGUAUUUCCACGCACAGUGCAACUUCUUCCAGGAUGGACUGACGGCCGUCGAGAGCCUAAAACCCUCCGUGGAGAAAAUGGCGUCGGAACUGACGGCGAUCAAACAGACGCAGGACGGUGAGAGGAAACAGCUGACUCAGCUCCGAGACGUCCUGAAGGCGUCAUUGCAAUCGGAGAGCAAAGAGGAGGCUCCGGCCAAGCAGAAGCAAGGAUACAGCCUGCACCAGCUGCAAGGCAACAAGGCCCACGGCACGGAGCGCUCUGGAGUUUUGUCCAAGAGGAGCGAAGGGCUCAGGAAGGUUUGGCAGAAGAGGAAGUGCUCGGUGAAAAACGGCUUCCUGACCAUCUGCCACGCCACGGCUAAUCGGCCACCAGCCAAACUCAACCUACUGACGUGCCAGGUGAAGAAGAACGCUGACGACAAGAGGAACUUUGACCUCUUUUCACAUGACCGGACGUAUCACUUCCAGGCAGAGGACGAGGCCGAGUGCCAGAUAUGGGUGUCUGUCCUCCAGAACAGCAAAGAAGAAGCGCUGAGCAAAGCCUUCAAAGGUGACCAGGACGAAGGCGACAACAUCGUGCAGGAGCUCAGCAAGGCCAUCGUCGCCGACGUCAAGAAAAUGGAUGGCAACCGCGUCUGCUGCGACUGCGGCGCUCCAGGUCCUUCGUGGUUGUCCACCAACCUUGGCGUGCUGAUCUGCAUCGAGUGCUCGGGGAUCCACAGAGAGAUCGGGGUGCACUUCUCCAGGAUCCAGAGUCUGGAUCUGGACGUGCUGGGAACGUCUGAGCUGCUGCUGGCCAAGAACGUCGGAAACGCCGCGUUCAACGACAUCAUGGAGGCGGAGCUUUCUGCCUCGGGUGUGGCCAAGCCGGAACCCACCAGCGACAUGCAGGGACGGAAAGACUUCAUCACGUCCAAGUACGUGGACAAGGCGAUGGUCCGCCGCCGGUGUGCCGACAACAGCGACCGCCUACGCGCGCUCUACCAGGCGGCGCGCAACCGCGACAUCCUGGCACUCAUCCAGGUCUACGGCGAGGGCGUCGACCUGACCGAGGCCUUCCCGCAGCCUCAGCAGCACGAGCCAGGCGAAACGGUCCUCCAUCUGGCCGUGCGUAUGGUGGACAGGAACUCUCUGCAUAUCGUGGACUUCCUGGCGCAGAACAGCGGCGACCUGGACAAGCAGACGGAACGAGGAAGUACGGCGUUGCACUACUGCUGCUUGACGGACAACAGCGAGUGCCUGAAACUUCUGCUCCGUGGCAAAGCGUCCGUUGCCAUCGCCAAUGAGUCUGGAGAAACACCGCUGGACUUGGCCAGACGACUCGGGCACACUCAAUGUGAAGACCUGCUGACUCAAGCCAAUUCUGGAAAGUUCAACGUUCACGUGCACGUGGAGUACGAGUGGCGUCUCCAUAACGACGACCUGGACGAGAGUGAGGACGAGUUGGACGAGAAGCCCAACCCGUCCCGCCGUGAUGAACGGGAUCGUCCCGUCAGCUGCUUUGUGGGCGCCGGCGUUCCCGCGCAGCCCAGCCGACACCGCGGUCAGAUUCCCAGCAUGAUGAUCAGCAACGAGACGUACGGCGCCGUGCUCGAGCGCCACCUACCGCCCGGGCCCAACCCACCGUUGCCACCCAGGGCCCCCGCCAGAGGGCAGCCCGCUAAACCGCUCACCAUGGAAACCAUAGGACGGCAGAGGUCUUCGUCCGACCCCCCCGCCCUAAACCUCACCCCCGAGAGAAACACCUCCAUGUACGUUUUGCCAGUGGCCCCUCCCCCUGCCCCCCCUCCCCCCCCUCCCCCAGCCCCCCGCGGGGCCUGGAGCACACCCCUUCCGUCCUCUGGCCCACCUGCCACGACAACCACCCCCUCCUCCUCCCCUCCUCUGCCUCUGGCUCCGCCUCCUCACCACAAAGCGCCACCCCUGCCCCCACCCGUUGACAAAUCACUGGGACCCAAAUCACCCGGCAGAUCAGGCAAAGCAGCUCCACUGAGGUCGUCUCUGCGUAGGACUCCAACCGACAAGCGAGCUUCUCAGGUUCCGUCCCCCCAAGACUCCUCGCCCCCAACUCCCCAACCAAGAACCACCUUCAGCGCGUCCAGACCCCAAAGGGUGCGGGCCAUCUACAGGUGCUCCGCCGAUAACCCUGACGAGCUGACUUUCGAGGAGGGUGAGGUGAUCGUGGUGGAGGGUGAGGAGGACAGCGAGUGGUGGGUGGGCCACGUGGAGGGGGAACCUGCGCGGCGCGGGGUCUUUCCUGUCACCUUCGUGCAUUUCAUCACUGAGUGACCAGGAUUUUUCAAGUGGAAUUGCAAGAAAUUGACCCAAGUGAUUGGAAAUCACAGUGCGCCAGUCUUCAAGUCGUCUGCGACCAGUUUUCCAAGCCAGUGAUUGACAGGCUUUAUUAAGCCAGGGCGUGUGCCAAGAGAUACGACUCAGAAGUCAAAACAAUUACAUUUGAUACUGUUGUUCAUUCUUGAAAACGUCCAGUAAUGACAAUUAAAGAGAAGGAAUCAUUUUUAGUGACAUUUAUUAUCAAUUGAAGGGCCAUAGUAUCAAUUGAAGGGCCAUUGUGCUCCUGCCCGACUUGUCCACCUGGGGGCCUUUCAAGACAGCCCGAUCGAUGUACAAGCCAAACACCACAGCUCCUCGCACA
Molecule: messenger RNA, 3559 nt
Organism: Hippocampus comes (tiger tail seahorse)
Lineage: Eukaryota; Metazoa; Chordata; Actinopteri; Syngnathiformes; Syngnathidae
Product: arf-GAP with SH3 domain, ANK repeat and PH domain-containing protein 2-like
Exons: 27
Coding region: 238-3192 (984 amino acids)
Biological process (GO): positive regulation of GTPase activity
Cellular component (GO): cytoplasm
Molecular function (GO): protein binding; GTPase activator activity
Source: RefSeq, a predicted model, not a curated record